GUGUUCUCACUAGGUUUGCGGUACUCUAGUGUUACCAACACACUUAGUUCAUAAGCUGCGUCGUUCAGUCUAGUCAAAAAAUAUUUUGGUGUUUUGGUGCGCGCCUGGGUAGUGUGAAUGAAUAAUCAGGUGAAAGCACCGGGCCCUCGCGAGGCGGCACCGCCGCAGCCACUUCAGAAUGGUCGGCGAGUUACCUUUAAAGCUCAACAGGCGAUAGAUGCGGAUACCGUCGAGGCUAGGCUCGCCGAGGUGGUUCGCGUGAGUCUGUAUCCAGAGCACGUAAGCCAACUAGUUCUAGAGGGCGGUGAAGCGAGUUGGAAUACCGUCCUGCAGGAUAAUUACCGUCGUCGUGAAAGAAAGAGAGAGUAGGGCGGUUGCUCUAGUUGAUAACGAUAUGGGGGAGCUUUUCCAUUGUAUUUCGUCGCGCUGUUGUACAAGACUUAUGAUAUUGAGUUUCCUAUUUCUUCCAAUUGAUGUUGAACCCCAAUUACUUCCUCUUGUUAAGCGACGUUAACAGAAAAAA
Molecule: messenger RNA, 523 nt
Organism: Phytomonas sp. EM1
Lineage: Eukaryota; Euglenozoa; Kinetoplastea; Trypanosomatida; Trypanosomatidae
Source: the annotation of a GenBank genome assembly